Molecule: messenger RNA, 2915 nt
Organism: Archocentrus centrarchus (flier cichlid)
Lineage: Eukaryota; Metazoa; Chordata; Actinopteri; Cichliformes; Cichlidae
Gene: cabp4
Product: calcium binding protein 4
Exons: 9
Coding region: 61-810 (249 amino acids)
Cellular component (GO): cytoplasm
Molecular function (GO): calcium ion binding; calcium channel regulator activity
Source: RefSeq, a predicted model, not a curated record
UUGUACACAUACACUUCAUUCACAUCUGCCAUCCCAGACAAACAAGAAGAGCAAUCAGGGAUGUCUGUGAAAAGUGCAAAGGGAGGACCAGAAAGCAGACCAUCCUCUGCCGCCAGCGCAUCUCCACGAGGGGGGAGGGCUGCAGCAGCUGGAAGAUCACCUGUUGCAGGGAGAUUUAAAAACAAGGCCCUUCAGCUCAGCCUCUCCAAGAAAUUCUGCUCAAAGUCCCCCACACCCCAGGGGAAGGUCUCUGAGGAGCAGGGUAGUCGAAGUGGUAAACGGAGCCUCAGCAACAGCUCAGCGGUGGCCGCUGCCUACGUCGCCUACCUCAAUAAACUUUUUGGACAGGAGAGGCAGCUGAUGCCACUGGAGAUAGAUGAGCUUCAGGAGGCCUUUAAGGAAUUUGACUAUGAUGCGGAUGGUUUCAUCCAUUACAAAGACAUCGCAGACUGCAUGAGGACCAUGGGCUAUAUGCCUACAGAGAUGGAGCUCAUCGAGAUCAUCCAGCAAAUCAAGAUGAAAUGGGGUGGUCACGUAGACUUUGAUGAUUUCUGUGAGCUAAUGGGGCCAAGGAUGGUGGCUGAGACAGCUCAUAUGGUCGGGCUGAAAGAGCUCCGCUGUGCCUUCAGACAGUUUGACUGUGAUGGCGAUGGAAAGAUCACAUAUGAUGAGUUGAAAGAGGGCAUGAAAACCCUCCUCGGGGAGAAGCUGAAGAAAGGCGAGCUGGAGGAGAUCCUCAGUGACAUUGACCUCAACAAAGAUGGCAACAUUGACUUUGAUGAGUUUGUUAUGAUGCUUUCUGCACGAUGACCUCUGAUGGAAGAAGACGGAGCAUUCAGCACCAGGAUUCAUCAGCUGUGUGCCAUUACCUCGGUCUACUUCCUUCUAUUGUCAUCCUUUUUUGUGUGUGUGUAAUAUUGAAUUUCAAUAUUAGCUCUGAAAAUGUAAUCCACUUAGAGAUCUCUUUAUAUUUUCAUAAUAAAAGUGGAGGUUGAAUAAGUGCAGUGGGCAAAGGGUGAGUUAUGAAACACUUUAUUGUACUUAACAAUAAUGCUGCACUGUUGCCCCCUGGUGGCAUAGAAAUGUACAGUUUGACAUAGAAGUGGUGUUUUUACUGUUUCCUAUGGAACUGAUGCCUAAACCUGCAAACGUGUGAUUGGAUCAUACUUGAGUAGCUGUUUCUGUCUAAGUUUAGAAAUGGGGGUGGCUCGCUUGUAAAUAAGCGAUGCUGCAUAUCAUCUUUAGAAUUUAGCAAUAUUUGCUAAAUUAGUUACUCAAAUCUGAAUCAUUACACCUAUAGGAGAACCUUCUUUUCUAGUUAUGAUAUCCGUAUUGCGCGGAAAUAUUUUUUAGUUGUAUUGUGUGAAAACUGGUUGGGGUGGGGGGGGUUUAAAAAAAACCCCAAAAAAAACAACUAUUACAGCCGACGUUGAAAAAAAAAUGCAUUUAAUAUUGAAAAUUGAUAACUUAAAACAUCUGAGCAAAAACUGUCCAAAAAGCCUUUGUACAAAUGGUUUACAUACAAUUCAACUCAUGUUUUCCCCAGCUUUCUUAGAUAUUAUGAACACCCAGUAGCUCAAACUAUCUCAGAAAACAAACAAACAAAAAAAGAUACACAAUUAAAGUAGUAUUCAUGCUAUGGCAAAAAACAGGGAAUGGUAACCAAAGCCAAAACACUGCAUUAUUAAACUCACAAUGCAAAAUGGUGUAAGGCAUACGCAGUGCCCUGACUGAAGCACUGCAGGUACCGUCCUCUCGCCUCCAAGCAGCUUUUAAUGAAGAAUAAUGCUAACCCAUUUGCUGUGUGCAUGCUGUUUUUACUGCUUUUGAUUUGUCAUAAUAUUGCAAGACCCCUUUAGGAUUCCUAACAACUUGCGGUUACAAUGUACAAAUAUUUAAUUAUAAAUUAAUUCAGUUUCACUUAACUCAAUGGGAAGCUGGAUUUUUGGUUUAAAGAAGAGACUACAAGUACUUAAAAGAGCUGAACACAUUCACUGCAGCAGUGCACACUCCAGAAGAAUCGCAUGGUCCAUGACAAACAUGUGGAAGAAGGAGAUUAGGCAUUCAGAUUCCCAGAAAAGGAACCUGAGCCAACUAGAAAAGAGAAGGCAGGGCCAAAACAGAGGCUGCCAAAGGAAGAAAUGAUUAGGAACAAAAUUAGACUCCCGGGCCAUGUGUUCCUCCUAAACUCGGGUUCGGAGGAACAAAGUGCAUGAGAAGCUGGAAGAAACUCAAAAUUUCAAAAACCUGUUCUUUAAACAAGUUCUAUCCUGCUCUUCACAGGCAGAACUGGAAGUUGCACAUGUAAGAAAAGUGUAAUACUUUCAUCAGUGUUUGGUACGUGUACGCCAGCCUUUAGUUGGUCUGUGCGCACAUCACUUCACAGCUGUUCCUUUAAACUAUCUUGCAUUUGCUGUUCUGGACUUUCAGCAUUUAGGAUUUUGUUUCACAGAAUCACUCCAUCUCUCCUCCAGAUAAACAGAAAUCUUACAGCCUAGAAACAAAACCAGGAAAAAAAAAAAGCCUUUCACUGGUCUCCUCAGUAUGGAAGGUUUGUUCCACUGCUGAAAAAAAAAAAAUGUUUAUUUGGGGUUAUUGUCUCAAAAUUUAGACUUGCUCAGAAGUUUCAGUCAAUGAGUCAAAAUUUUGAGGUACCUAAACCUGCCAGCUCUGCCUGGCAUUUAUUUAUUUUCCCGUUGGCAGAAACAAGCUUCCAUACAUCAGACAUGACACAGCAAAACAAACUUUUCACCUCAGUUCUGCUUAUUGUAAAAUAGUGAUUGUUGGAUACUCUGUCAUUCAGUAGCAACAACAAGGAAAUAUUAUCCAUGUGCCACACUAACUUCUCUUGUAAUUUCUCUGCAAUCAUUCAGGAAGUAUUUCUGGAAAUUGAGAAUAAAGCAGAUGAGAAUGGC